Messenger RNA from Trichoderma gamsii, 1254 nucleotides. RefSeq lists its product as hypothetical. The transcript has a single exon. Lineage: Eukaryota; Fungi; Ascomycota; Sordariomycetes; Hypocreales; Hypocreaceae. The record is from RefSeq and is a predicted model, not a curated record. The coding region runs from base 1 to 1254 and encodes 417 amino acids.
AUGCCUGUCACAGUGACAAUCGCUAAUCAAGCCGCUGAGAACUGGAAAGCUCCCAAAGUGAGAACAGCCAGUGAGCUUCUGAAAGAAGUCCACCCAAAAGAACAUGAGAGUAUGAAACGUAUUUUGGGGAGCUCCUUCGCUACCAGCUUCUUGAGCGAAUCCCACAUCUCAGCGUCGCCCAACGGAUUUGUUUAUUCUGCCUACAUCGCAUAUGGUAAACACCAUCACCUUACCAUCAGGCCUGAUAAUGUCUGGUUCGCGAUACUUUCCCAACUUGGAUUCUACCUCGGCAAGCAUUCGAAGCCAAAGAGGCUGCGUUGCAAUACGGUCUUACCCGAGGGGACAAAGCAAAUAACCCUGGCUUAUCGCGACGGGCACAGUAGUGGAUCGAGAAUCUAUGCAUACCUUGCUCAAAAGUUGAACGAUGAGAUCUUUGACGAAAUCCAAGAUCCGUUAUGGGCGACACCAUCGUUUACGACCACGACUGAUACUGACCGCGCUGUUGCUUCAGCGCUGCUCAUGGGAACGAUGCAACCAUACUACGAAUGUGAUCUGGUAAUGUUGUGUGGACUGCCUUCUGUGACGCUUCUGGGAGAAAUCGAGGACUGGCAAGAAAUAAACGGCAGGAUAGAUUACCUAUAUCAGCUUGAUCGCGCGCCGCUAACAAGAUUCGCCAACAUGCUACGUCCAAUACUGCGGCACAUGAUUCAUUCGUUUACCCAUCCGACCAGCGAAGAGAUCAAGAGCUUUUGGAACACUAUGGUAACAACACGUCCCCCUGUGGAUGGCGAAUAUGUGGUAUUAUCUGGCUGGAUCACAGCAUUUUGCAAUUGGAACGAGGAGGGAACAUUUUCGUCGCAUGCGUCAUCACUCCCUGGGCUAGAUGGAGAGCUAUACCCGAUAGUUCAAGUGAAAAAUUUACCCGCAGGCUCAGCUUCCGUCCCGGUGAAGGUGACGAUAAAUGAAGAACUCUGUGAUUGCACAAUGGUCGCAGGCUCUGUUGGAAUCCAAGCCUUCUCUUUGGAGCAACGGGAAAUCCCAGCAGACACGAUGUCUCGCAAAUCCCAAAAAGUUGAAACACCACCAUCGAAACAAGACCCAUAUGGUCUACAAACCAUUCAGCCAGUAUCAGGAUGGUGGAUCGUUGAGAGGACCACUGUUAAAGGGGAUGGAAGCUAUCAUUCCGCAGGUGUCAACUCAGUUGAACGCAUUAAAGAAAAGGGAUCAGCUUUCAUAACAAUAGAUCUUACUUAA